Molecule: messenger RNA, 1437 nt
Organism: Ostreococcus lucimarinus CCE9901
Lineage: Eukaryota; Viridiplantae; Chlorophyta; Mamiellophyceae; Mamiellales; Bathycoccaceae
Exons: 1
Coding region: 1-1437 (478 amino acids)
Cellular component (GO): lysosome
Molecular function (GO): cysteine-type endopeptidase activity
Source: RefSeq, a predicted model, not a curated record
AUGGUGCGAUACGAGGCGCACAACGCGGAUUCGGCGCACAAGUUUCAGUUGAAAGAGACGAAGUUUAGCGAUCUCACGGAGGAAGAAUUCGCCGCGAGGGUGUUGACGUAUAAACCGAGGCGACAGUUUGGUGAAACGAUGCUGGGGAACUCGGAAGAUGAGGUUAGCUCGACGUCCGCGCGCGUGGGCUACGAGGCGGCGGCGUUGAAGUCGCCCGCGGAGAUCGCUGUGGCACGGAAGCAUUCGCAGCGCGCGCGCGACCGCACUCAAAGGCGCGAGCGAAACCGGCUGCGUGGACAUGUCGAAGACCACGGAGAAGUCGACGAUAGUGGACCGUUGGGUGAUGCGGACCCAUCGAUUCCGGCCGCCUUUUCGUGGCGCACGCCGCCAGAUGGAUACGGAAACGUCGUCGGUGUGGUGCACGAUCAAGAGGACUUGUGCGCGUCGUGCUGGGCGUUUGUCACCGCGGAUUCCAUCGCGAGCCGAAUCGCAAUCAUAAACAAGGGCGACGACGCCCCGGCGUUAAGCGUGAAGCAGCUCAUGGCAUGCGAUGCUGUUGAUCACGGGUGUUCGACCGGGAACAUGUACACCGCGUACGAAUGGAUCGGGCAAUACGGCGGUAUCAGCUCCAAGGCGGAUUACAACGCGAAAGUACCAGGUGACCGAGACGACGCUCCGGAUGCCAAGUGCGACGCGUCCGUCAAAAAAGUUUACGAUACGCCGGCUAUGUGUGAUUUAGCGCAAGUUGCCGGCGAAGAACCGCUUUAUCGUGCGAUCUUCGAGCGAGGUCCCGUCGCCGUUGGCAUCAACGCAAACAAACUGCAGGCAUACGGCAGCGGCGUCAUCAUGUUGGAUGACUGUAAGCCACUUGGUCGUGGUAUUGAGUCCAUCAAUCACGCCGCACUUGUCGUUGGGUGGGGCACGACGGACGACGGGGUCAAAUACUGGGAAAUUAAAAACUCUUACGGCCCAGAGUGGGGCGACGAAGGAUUCUUCAGGCUCGAGCGCGGUCGCAUCGGCGAACACAAGUUCGGCACUUGCGGUCUUCUCUUUGAAUCCGUCUACCCGGUCGUCACGAAGGCUGGCGAUGCGACGUCGACUGACGCUCCGUGUGUGAAGGGAUCAGUCCAAAAGCAAACGUACUAUAGAAACGAGACGCUCAAUCCGGGCUUGGGCGACGAUGACGUUGAGGACGAGGCGCGCAUCGGCGUCGCGCAGCGCCGCGCGCACCGAGCCCACGGUCACGCACACCGCGCGCGAAAAGCUCGCCUAGGCGACGCCGCUUCGUCGCACCUGACGACGCACACCGAAAACGUCGUCGCCGCGGCCGCCGCUCUGGCCUCGAUCGCCGUCCUCGUCGCCGCGGUCGCUCAUCGCCGCCGAGCGCGCCGGGACGCCGUCCCCGAAUCCGCCGCGCUCCUCGCCGCCGAGCCUUGA